Messenger RNA from Gadus macrocephalus (Pacific cod), 1866 nucleotides. RefSeq names its product DnaJ (Hsp40) homolog, subfamily C, member 12 (gene dnajc12). The record is from RefSeq and is a predicted model, not a curated record. The transcript has 5 exons. Bases 459 to 977 code for a protein of 172 amino acids. Gene Ontology annotation, cellular component: cytoplasm. NCBI's taxonomy places the organism in Eukaryota, Metazoa, Chordata, Actinopteri, Gadiformes, Gadidae.
UGUGGUUAUUUUUUAUUUCCUCAUUUGAGAAUCAAUCCAAUAUCUAACGAAGCAGAACAUACGAAUCAUUGUAUCACGACCCCUACUAUUUCAUGCCAAGUUGUUCAUGCCACAGCAAGGCCAAUGCGCAGAGAUCAUGAAAAUAUGCUAAGACGUCGUUUGCUUGUGUUUUUUUUUUUGCAUAAGGACUGAAUAUUGGUGUUUACGUCGUGCUCGUCGUUCAAUGACGUCAAUGAACCUCAUGAGUCAUUCGUUUCUGACGUCUUUCCUGACAUCAUGACUCAUCCUCGCAGCGUUGCACGCGAGGGAAAGUGAGACCACCUGAUGCUGACCAUCAGUAAACAGAAGCCGCAGCGAGCCGUAGCAGUCAGCAGGGAUUUGAUAGGUACGAUCUUAAAGUAGCAAAUUUUUGCAUUUAUACAAACAUUGGCCGAGUUGAGCCAUAUUCUGUGCAUUUUAUGGAGGCCGUUUUGAACAGUAAACGAGAGGACUUUGAGGAUUACUACGGGUUACUGGGUUGUGACGAAUUAUCUUCGACCGAACAAAUAACCAACGAAUACAAAAUCCGAGCCUUGACCUGCCAUCCUGACAAACAGCCAGAGAACCCCAAAGCUGUUGCAGAUUUUCAAAAGCUGCAGGAAGCUAAAGAGGUUUUAUGCCAUGAAAGCAAAAGAAAAAAUUAUGACCUUUGGACACGAAGUGGAGUCACUAUUUCAUUCCACGACUGGCAAGCCUUGAAGGACUCUGUGAAAACGUCAAUGCACUGGGCCGUGAGAGCUAAAAAGGAACCUAUGUUGGAAGAGGCGAAAUCUGAAUUUGCAAUGAACUCCCAAGCCGAAGAAAUACCUGUUGAGCAAAAUGCAUCAGAAGAGGACUCCCAUGAACCGGUGUCGUCCUUUGGUGUCCACCACCGUUUCAGAUGGGCUUCGGACUCCCCCUCUACUCUGCUUCAGAAGUUUAGGAACUAUGAGAUCUAAAAGUUCAUCCCAGAGUCUCUGUAUGUGUGGUUAUGGUUACAAUUACAAUGUAUCAUAUUACAAAGGUCACUGUUAUAUUCAACUAUAACACACAUUUUGUACGUUUUAAAUGUGGACCAAAUUUGCUUUUUUCAGUAAUUCAAGUAUUGUAUAUCGUUUUGUAUAUGCUUUGAAUAUUUAUCAGCCGUUGUUUUACUGUGGUACAGCAGGUGGUACAAUUAGGCAGAUGAGGGUUUAGAAUAUAUUAAAUCAUAAUUGUUGUCAUCAUUAAUUAUGUCGAACACUGUGAAGUGAAGGGAUGUAUUGUUUCCUCUCCCAGAGACAUGACUCACCAAUGUGUAAUACAGAUUGAGCAGAUAUAUUCCAUUUUGCAAACAUAAUUAGAGGCACUGAGUCACCUCAUCAAUUCAACGACGUCUUAAGAAGCGCAGCAUCCUUUAGGUGGAUUAGGUAAAGGUUAACAAGGGGAAUAGUGUUUUCAAAUAGAAGGCUUUGACUACCCUAUAAAUGUGUACAUUUUUCAAUGAAUCUACAAAUGUUGCAUACUUGUGACAAGUAGGCCUAUAAGUUUCAUAAUAACAAAAUUAUCAUUCAUUUAUUCAGCCAAAGUGUACUGUAAUAACACACAAUUACUUCAGUAGGUUCAUACAUUUAAAAAUAAUCUGACAGUCAUUGAUAAUUAUUUUGAUUUUCAUCUAGGAUUUACAUUCAGUGCUCACUACAGACUUGGUGUAUUGUUAUAUUUUAUGUAAACUGUUUGUAAUAUGCAUAUAACAUACUUCAAGCGAGACCUGAAUGGUUCAUAAUGUUGCCAGCAAACCAAUGUUUACUUCCAUAGCACAAUAAGCACAUUAUUAUUAACAUUAUUAAAUACAAAUUAUUAUUCCAA